Molecule: messenger RNA, 1368 nt
Organism: Sphenostylis stenocarpa
Lineage: Eukaryota; Viridiplantae; Streptophyta; Magnoliopsida; Fabales; Fabaceae
Source: the annotation of a GenBank genome assembly
AUGGCCGCAUGGUCUUCUAGAAAGUUACUCAGAGAUUUUCUUCUCAAAAGAGUUGUUUCGAACCAGCUUCCCGGCGUCAGAUGUUUUUCUUCUGCGCCUCAAAGUGCUCCCAAGAUCGGGCACUAUUCCAAAAAAGGAAGGUUAUUGACCGGAGCUACCAUAGGUUUACUUAUAGCUGGUGGAGCUUAUGUGAGUACUGUGGAUGAAGCUACUUUCUGUGGAUGGUUAUUCUCGGCAACAAAACUUGUGAAUCCUUUUUUCGCUUUGUUGGAUCCUGAGUUUGCACACAACUUGGGUGUCUCUGCUGCAGCUCGUGGUUGGAUCCCAAGGGAGAAGAGGCCUGACCCAACAAUCUUAGGGCUAGAAGUUUGGGGAAGAAAAUUCUCCAACCCAGUAGGCCUUGCUGCAGGUUUUGAUAAAAACGCUGCGGCUGUAGAUGGUUUGCUUGCUUUGGGCUUUGGCUUUGUGGAGGUAGGCUCUGUUACUCCUGUUCCCCAGGAUGGCAAUCCUAAACCUCGUAUCUUUAGGUUGCGAGACGAAGGUGCUGUAAUAAAUAGAUGUGGCUUUAACAGUGAGGGAAUUGUUGCUGUUGCGAAGAGGCUGGGCGCUCAGCAUGGUAAGAGGAAGCUAGAUGAGACUUCAAGCUCUUCACCUUCUUCCAACAACGAAGUCAAACAAGGUGGAAAAGCUGGCCCUGGCAUCCUUGGUGUCAAUCUUGGAAAGAACAAGACAAGUGAAGAUGCUGCAGCAGAUUAUGUUCAAGGAGUUCAUACAUUGUCUCAAUAUGCUGAUUACUUGGUGAUUAAUGUUUCAUCGCCCAAUACCCCUGGUUUGCGCAUGCUUCAAGGAAGAAAGCAACUAAAGGAUCUUGUUAAGAAGGUUCAGGCUGCUCGUGAUGAAAUGCAGUGGGGUGAGGAGGGCCCACCUCCAUUGCUGGUAAAAAUUGCGCCAGAUUUGUCAAAUGAAGACCUUGAAGAUAUUGCGGCAGUUGCCUUGGCACUUCACUUGGAUGGACUGAUUAUAUCAAACACAACUAUUUCAAGACCAGAUCCCGUCAAUAAAAAUCCAUUGGCUUCAGAAACUGGUGGUUUGAGUGGGAAGCCUCUGUUCAAUCUCUCUACCAACAUCUUGAAGGAGAUGUAUAUCUUGACAAGGGGCAGAAUUCCUUUGAUUGGCUGCGGCGGUAUUAGCAGUGGGGAAGAUGCAUAUAAGAAAAUUCGAGCUGGGGCAACUCUAGUUCAGCUCUAUACCGCAUUUGCGUAUGGGGGACCUGCACUUAUUCCUGAGAUAAAGGCUGAAUUAGCUGCGUGCCUGGAAAGGGAUGGUUUCAAAUCCAUUGUUGAUGCAGUUGGUGCAGAUUGUAGAUGA